Porites evermanni is the source of this 1144-nucleotide messenger RNA. NCBI's taxonomy places the organism in Eukaryota, Metazoa, Cnidaria, Anthozoa, Scleractinia, Poritidae. The record is from the annotation of a GenBank genome assembly.
AUGGGUCAAAGUGCCAAAAUUAUGUGGCACAUACACAUGUUAUGUAACCCAAAAAUGAAAGUGGUGUAUUUGGAAAUUCUUCAGGUAAAAGGCCUAUGAAAUAUUCCAUAAUAAUAAUGUAAUAUAUGAUUCUAGGCUUUUUCCUUCAUUAGUGCUUAUAAAAGUAAAUAGCAAGACAUAAAAUGAAUUGAAUGGCAAAAGUGUCUGUACAUUUCAGUGGUAGUCUUUACACUAGAGCCUAAAUAAGCUAAGAAAUAUUUCAAGACAAGUAAAUUUUAAAUUCUUCAAGUAAAGAAAACCUUCACACUCAACCUAUCUUUUUUACUUCAGGUUUACUUAAGCCUGUUUCCCCAUGCAACAUAAUUAAGAUUGAUUGACAUGCUAUGCCUUUCUCAAAGCUUAGAAACCGCAAGUUCGUUAAGUCGGUUUUAAGGAUGGUUUUCAAGUCACUUGAAACUUUCUAGAAUCGUUUCAACUUUCCGACUUUAAUGAGAUGCAAAGUAAAGUUACCUGAGAUUUUACUUGGGCCUUCACACACGCAGUUUUGGCUGAGUAAAAAUUAGCAGUCCUUAAGUCUUACUUAACAGCCAAGCGUAAAGACAACCAUUGAUUGAACUAUUAUAUAAAAUUCAUUCUUAUCACUGAUAUUCUUAGUUAAAAUGAAGAUGAAGAUGACUUCCACAUGUGUCGAAACAUCAGUCACUGCCAACAACAGUCCUAUCAAGGUCAACACUCACCCAGAUGAUCGUUGUUUUAACAAACUUAAAACGUACACCGUAUUCAACAAUUUUUGAAGGCAAAUGAGACUGGGGGAAGUUAUCAAAUAGAAUUGGAGGGAGCAAAAAGAGAAUGUGUUUAUCUACAGUCUCCUUGCAUGGCCAUAAAAGUUUUAUCUCUGGACUGCUUGCAGUUCUUCGAUGUUUGGGACGUAACAUGCUCAUUCAUCAAGGCAAUGCUAAAGUUGGGGAAAGAGAAAGGAUGUGGGCGGAUUAGUGAUUGGUUGAAAGGAGCACAGAACCACCUCUACAUGUGUGCCACAUCCACUAGACUGGGUUUUGGAGAACUUAUUAUGGCCAAGUGGAAGUCAUUCAUGCGGCAUGUGGCGAAUAAGCAUGAGGACCACCCAUCUCUGUUCAAACAAUGU